ACGCGCGAGGUAUUGUAUUCACUGCUCACUGCAAUUCGUUGCGUCGCUAUGAAUCCUCCAAAUCUGUCGGACCUGCUUGAUCGCGAUCCCAACUUGAAAAACCACAGCGCGGAAAUAGCGACGAGAUACGAACGUUUAGAGCGAAUGAAGACGCAUCUGGAGGAGCACGAAGGCGGACUGGACGCGUUCUCGAGAGGAUACGAGAAAUUCGGUCUCAACCGGACGGAAGACGGGGGCGUGAUUUACAGAGAAUGGGCGCCGGGUGCGGAAGGAGUCUUUCUCACCGGCGAUUUCAACGGUUGGGACAGGCAAUCCCUCAAGUGUGAAAAGAAGAAGUAUGGAAUGUGGGAGAUAACUCUUCCACCAACUGCAGACGGAAAGAGCCCAGUACCUCACAACUCUAAAUGGAAAGUCGUAAUCAAAACCCAGUCUGGUGACCUUGUUGAUCGCAUAUCUCCAUGGUCUCAUUACGUCGUCUGCCGUGAAGACAUCAAGCUGUACGAAUCCUACAACUGGGAUCCUGACGUCCCAUACAAAUUUCAACACCCGAAGGUUAAGAAGCCGCAAGCACCAAGAAUUUACGAAGCACAUGUCGGCAUAUCAUCUGAGAAACCAGAGGUUGCGAGCUACAGACACAUGGCUGACAACGUCCUGCAUAGAAUUGUGGGUCUUGGAUACAAUUGUAUUCAGUUGAUGGCGGUCAUGGAGCAUGCGUAUUAUGCAAGCUUUGGGUAUCAAGUGACGAGUUUCUUUGCACCAUCCAGUCGUUAUGGCACUCCUGAUGAUCUUAAGUAUCUUGUGGAUCAAUGUCAUAAAUACGGACUCUACGUGUUGAUCGACAUCGUUCACAGUCAUGCAUCGAAGAAUGUGCUCGACGGCUUGAAUCACUUCGAUGGCACUGACUCAUGCUAUUUUCACACUGGAGCACGAGGAGCACACAGUCUGUGGGACAGUCGACUCUUCGACUACCACAAGUGGGAAGUUUUACGUUUUCUGCUCUCCAAUCUGCGCUGGUGGCUGGAAGAAUAUCAGUUUGAUGGUUUUCGAUUUGAUGGAGUCACGUCGAUGCUGUAUCACCACCAUGGCAUAGGAACAGGAUUCAGUGGUGGAUAUCACGAGUACUUUGGGCCGAACACGGAUGGACAGAGCUUGUUGUACUUGACAAUCUCAAACUAUAUGCUGAAUGUGUUGUAUCCAGACUGCAUUACAAUCGCCGAGGAUGUGUCAGGAAUGCCGGCAUUGUGUCGUCCAGUUAGUGAAGGUGGGGUGGGUUUUGACUACCGGCUAGGAAUGGCUAUUCCUGACAAGUGGAUAAAAAUGCUGAAAGAAGUCAAAGAUGAAGACUGGAAUAUGGGUGAUAUUGUUUUUACUCUAACCAAUCGACGAUAUGGAGAAAAAGUUAUAGCAUACGCAGAGAGCCAUGACCAGGCAUUAGUUGGUGACAAGACUCUUGCUUUCUGGCUCAUGGAUGCAGAAAUGUAUUCCAAUAUGUCCACAAUGAGUCAUUUUACAUUGACUAUUGAUCGUGGCAUGGCACUUCACAAGAUGAUAAGGCUUAUCACGAUUGGUCUCGGUGGUGAAGGUUACCUCAAUUUUAUUGGAAACGAGUUUGGACAUCCCGAGUGGUUGGAUUUUCCACGAGCUGGAAAUAAUUCAAGUUACUGGUAUGCUCGAAGGCAGUGGAAUCUAGUUGACGAUAAUGUACUGCGGUAUCGAUUUCUCAACGAAUUUGAUCUUGCCAUGAACCACUUGGAAAACACCUACCAUUGGUUGUCAAGUGAUUUUUCGUUUGUAAGUCACAGGCACGAGUCAAACAAGGUGAUCGCAUUUGAGAGAGGUACAGUUCUCUUCAUAUUCAACUUUCAUCCAACCCAGAGCUUUACAGAUUACCAGAUUGGAACUGCACAACCCGGAACAUACAAAAUCGUAUUGAACUCCGAUUCGGGUCGAUUUCAUGGUCACAAUCGUAUAGACGAGAGCACUCGUUUCCACACAGCUCCUAAUGCUUGGGAUGGCAGACCACACUCACUACUCAUCUAUCUACCAAGUCGUGUUGGUCUAGUUCUCGCUGUUGAAGGAUAAUGAACUGAUGUAGAGACUGGAUGAUGCGGUCAGUCGUCAGUUAUUUGUAUGUAUUGGUCAAUUAUUCUAGAAUGGUGUGCUCGUUUGGUUGCACUAUGGAGUAAAUUGUAUCAUACGAUUUCCUACCAUUAGUUUGAUAUGAUGAAAGUUUUGUUUGUGUUUACUCUUACUUUGUAUGUGAGUUCACAACAAACUACAUUACAAUUUCAAUAUCUUUUUUCUCA
Molecule: messenger RNA, 2306 nt
Organism: Corticium candelabrum
Lineage: Eukaryota; Metazoa; Porifera; Homoscleromorpha; Homosclerophorida; Plakinidae
Product: 1,4-alpha-glucan-branching enzyme-like
Exons: 11
Coding region: 49-2082 (677 amino acids)
Biological process (GO): glycogen biosynthetic process
Cellular component (GO): cytoplasm
Molecular function (GO): cation binding; 1,4-alpha-glucan branching enzyme activity; hydrolase activity, hydrolyzing O-glycosyl compounds
Source: RefSeq, a predicted model, not a curated record